Molecule: messenger RNA, 1815 nt
Organism: Neoarius graeffei (lesser salmon catfish)
Lineage: Eukaryota; Metazoa; Chordata; Actinopteri; Siluriformes; Ariidae
Gene: galnt18a
Product: UDP-N-acetyl-alpha-D-galactosamine:polypeptide N-acetylgalactosaminyltransferase 18a
Exons: 11
Coding region: 10-1815 (601 amino acids)
Cellular component (GO): Golgi apparatus
Source: RefSeq, a predicted model, not a curated record
GUGGCGACGAUGGCAUGCGCGAGGAGGAUGAAAACUUUGGCCUCGACGUGUGUGAUCCUCAGCGGGAUGACCAACAUCGCGUGCCUGCUGUAUGUCGGCUGGAUCAGUGAUUUCAUGCAGCAGAAAGAUCCGGAGAGGAAGUUGGAGGAGGAUAAAGGAGACGCGCUGCGCAUCAUCCACAGACUGGAGCGGCUCGAGGAGGUGGUGCACGCGCACAUCCAAGAGAGAACUCAGAAGGACAGGGACGAUGCAGCUGAUCUUGCUCUCUCAGACUCUCCUCUGUUCUUGCGUUGGGGCCGUGACCUGGGCCCUGAGAGCCGCCGUGUUGCUCUGCGCAAGUUCCAGUAUUACGGAUACAACGCCUACCUCAGUGACCGCCUCUCACUGGACAGAUCCAUCCCUGACCUCAGACCAGACGGGUGCAAAAACAUCUCCUACCACGCCAGCUUGCCUCAGGUCAGUGUUGUCUUCAUCUUCGUGGACGAGGCUCUGUCAGUGAUCCUGCGCUCCGUCCACUCGGCAAUGCGCCGGACGCCUUCACACCUGCUGAGGGAGAUCAUCCUGGUGGAUGACAGCAGCAGCAAUGCCGAACUGAGGGAAAACCUGCAGAGGUUUGUGGAGGAGACGAACCAGCGGCGUCCUGACUUCAUUAAAAUGGUUCGUCACACCAGGCAGGAGGGUUUGAUUCGUGCCCGUGUGAGCGGCUGGAGGGCAGCCAGCGCGCCCGUCGUGGCUCUGUUUGAUGCCCAUGUGGAGUUUAAUGUAGGAUGGGCUGAACCCAUCCUGCACAGGAUCCAAGAGGACCGACGGCGUAUCAUAUCCCCUUCUUUCGACAACAUUAAAUACGACACGUUUGAGGUGGAGGAGUAUCCUCUCUCAGCGCACGGCUUCGACUGGGAGCUCUGGUGUCGCUACCUGAACCCACCCAGAAGCUGGUGGAGUCAGAAGAACCACACAGCACCCAUCAGUAGUCCUGCUCUGAUUGGCUGCUUCGUGGUGGAACGGCGGUACUUUGAGGAGAUCGGACUGCUGGAUGAAGGCAUGGAGGUGUACGGAGGCGAGAACGUAGAGCUGGGAAUCAGAGUGUGGUUGUGUGGGGGUAGCGUAGAGGUUCUCCCCUGUUCCAGAAUAGCUCACAUCGAGCGCGCCCACAAGCCGUACACGGAUGACCUGGCAGCUCACGUGCGUAGGAACGCGUUCCGAGUCGCUGAAGUAUGGAUGGACGAGUUCAGGAACCAUGUGUACAUGGCCUGGAAUGUUCCACUGCAGGACUCAAGGAUUGAUAUUGGCGACAUCAGCGAGAGGAAGCUCCUGAGGGAGAGGCUGCAGUGUCGGCCCUUCCGUUGGUUCCUGAAGAACAUUUACACUGAAAUGCGAACGUACACAGACACCAUCGCUUAUGGUGAGCUGAAGAAUAGCUUGAAGCCAGAUCUGUGUGUGGAUCAGGGACCAGACUCGGACAGCAUCCCCUUCCUGUACCCCUGUCACGGCAUGACGCCUCAGAACGUGUACUACACCAGCUCCAGGCAGUUGCGUGUCGGCGUCUUGAGCCCGACCAUCGACGACAACGAUAACAAGUGCCUGGUGGACGUGAACGGGCGUCCACGCCUGCUGGAGUGCAGCUACGCUGGAAACAAGCACAUGAAGCUCUCCUGGCUCUUCACUCAGGGAGGAUCCAUCCAGAACACCGAGUCACAGUACUGCCUCGAGCUCGUCCAGAGCACUGGAGCAGAUGUCGGAUAUCGGCUCGUCCUGCAGACGUGCACAACCCAAACCUGGACGAUUACGAACAUUCUGACUACCAAAGUUCUCUGA